AUGCAUGAAGACAUGAAGCGCAAGGAACAAGGUGGCGGCGGCGACGUAUCCGCGCACGGUCAAGGUCAAGCGUUCAUGACAAGCAAUCACAGCAAGCGAAAAGGAGGAAGACCUGUGCAGAAGGCCAGUGCAUGUCACUACUGUGGCGAGCAAGGACAUUGGAUUGCCAAGUGUCUAGUGAAGAUCCGCGAGAAUGCGGAACGGCAGAGGUCGCAAAGAGCAAGCGUCGCGCAGGUUAAAGAAGACUCUGGCGAAUUUCUGUUUUCAGCUGAUGGAGAUAACAUCAAGCUGAGUGAAGAGUGGCUGGUCGACUUAUGUGCGACUCAGCACACGACAUACUCAAAAGAGUACAUGAAGAACUACCAGAAGAUCUCGCCAGUGGAUGUGCAGUUGGCGGAUGAUGGCGUGGUACAAGCAGUGGGAAAGGGAGACAUCAUCAUGUCAAUGAGGACAAAACACGGCGUUAAGAAAGGUGUGCUUACUGGUGUGUGGCACAUUCCCAAGUUGACGCGCAACCUGUUCUUUGUGGGGCGUUUGACGAAGAACAUUGACCCCGUCACAUUUGAAAGUGACGGGUGCUUUGCUCAGUCGAAGAGUGUGAAGUGGCAGCUGGGUACGCGUAAGGGAAAGGGCUUACUCAAGUUAUGCAUGACCCCGCUCAUGCCAGAUGAGGCAAAUGUGUCAAGUUCAACCGGUUUAAUGGGACCAACCGGUCGUACCUCUGGCAUCUUCGACUUGGCCAUAUUGGCCAUAACGGUCUAG
Molecule: messenger RNA, 762 nt
Organism: Peronospora matthiolae
Lineage: Eukaryota; Oomycota; Peronosporomycetes; Peronosporales; Peronosporaceae
Source: the annotation of a GenBank genome assembly